Molecule: messenger RNA, 2099 nt
Organism: Schizosaccharomyces cryophilus OY26
Lineage: Eukaryota; Fungi; Ascomycota; Schizosaccharomycetes; Schizosaccharomycetales; Schizosaccharomycetaceae
Product: Ino80 complex HMG box protein Nht1
Exons: 3
Coding region: 84-1025 (313 amino acids)
Source: RefSeq, a predicted model, not a curated record
CCAAAGUCAAAGUCACUAAGUCACUCUCAGUUAAGGUGGCCAGCGACUUACCUUCUGUACAAGUAAACAAGAAUUGUGGACUAAUGAGCACAAAUAGUCCCUAUCCAGCAGCUGUAUCAAAGUCUGAAGAGAUUAAGUACCGACAAAAAUGCAAGGAUUUAAAGGCUAGAAUAUUACAAGUACAGACGGGAAAUGAGUAUCUAUUAAAAAAAUAUGAUUAUAUUAGACGAGCGGUUCGACGCGCAAGACUAGAGCGAGCUUUCUUGAUGGAACAGUUGGAAAAGCAAUCUCAAGAAAAGGCUGAUCAGCUUGGUCAGCAAUCUCGACAAUCUCCUCCGCCACCUCCUGAAGGAAUAAAGAUAAAAAUAUCCACCAAAGGUACUCAACCACAAAGCAAGAAACGAAAGUCCCCUUCCACUAAAUCAGAGACUUCGAAGAAUCCAAAAAACGUUGCUGAAAUCCAAGAGGACCAACAAAUUGCAAAUGAGAAGUCAGAGGAAACAACGAGCAUCGGAGCUGGUACAAACACAGAGAAGGAUGCUGCAUCAUUGGGUGCGCUGAAAAGUAGUGAACGAGAGGAAGGUCCAAUAAUAAAUGCAGAUGCUCAAAACACCACACAGAAAGCCAAUGCUGCGAUACCCAGAGUUACAAAUUAUAUGGCUUUUACCUAUUUUUCCUCUCAAGAGAAAGUGAAAUUAAAAGAGGAAGGUAGUGCAUUGAAGGGAACAGGAUUAAAAAAAAUGCUUGAAGAUUCUUGGAAUGCUUUGACAGAUGAAGAAAAGAAAAAAUACUUUGAUGGUGCCGCUGAAGCAAAGGCUAAAAAAGAACCUAAACGAAAAAAGACAACAAGAGCAACCCCAAAACCAGAAGUAAAAGAAGAAGUUGGUGUUGAUGAGCCUGCCGUUACCGAAUAUAGUCAACCCAAUCAAGGAAUAAGUGAUGAACCCAUAGCGACGAAUGCUCCAGAAGUUGUGCGUACCGGUGGAUUUACAGUCGUCAACCCUUCACCGAAGGUAGAAAAGUAGCUUCUUACUUUCUAUUUCGUUAAAAAAUACAAUUUGAACUUACAGGUUACUCUCGGCUGAUUAUCUCAUCUUAAGAAUCAAAUGUUUUACCGAACUUUGUUCAAAGUGUGUCUAAAAUAAUUUUCACUAAUUUUUACUUUAAUAAUUUUCUUUUUGUUAAGCAUAUUUAUGAGGGUGAAUUCCGUUCUUUUUCUUUUUAUCGAUUUUGAGUUUUUCUAGCAAAACCUUCCUAUUAAAGUACUUGGAAGGCUUGAAAUAGGCUAUUCAUAGGAUCCUAAGAACAUGAAAUAUACAAAAUCAAAGUUGAACGUUUUCUUAUAUAGAGUUGCAACGUUUUGUCAGAGACUGUUCAGUGAAAAGCGACGAUGACAGGUGAAAAAAUAAUUUAGUGCUAUGAUCCUCUAUUCAGACUGGUUUUUGGGAGUGCCGUAUAUCCUCUGAAUACUUGUUUGUUUUACUUUCUCAAGAAACAAACAUGACAUAAACGUUGAUGAAUAGAAUAAUGACUUUUCAUUUAGGCAUUACACCUUCAAUAAUGAAGGCUUAAUAAAGUACGAGCAAUAAUAUGUGACAAAGUGAAUUAUAUGGCUAGGACAGAGAUAUAUAAGAAGGUAACAGGUUGGAUCUAAUAGCUCACCAAAAUACCUGAAUUUUAAUAACUGAAUCGCUUCGACGGUAAACCUGAAAGAUGCAGUUAGAUAGGAAGAAAACGUAUAGAAAGGUUUAUUUUCUUACUUAUCCUGAUAUGAAAGCUCAAUGGGUGUUGAUUGAUGAUCAAGCCAGGAACGGUCGGAUCAACGAAAAGGAGGAUUAACAAUCUUUGUUUUUUUUUAUAAAGUUUCCUUUGAGUAAGACAUUAAGUUGCAUGUAAAAUGUACAACCUCUGAUCAUUCAAUUCGGUUUUCUAAAGAAGGCAUCUGAGUCAUUAAAUCUGAGGUUGUUGAGGACCCUGGAAUCGUUAAUCGGUUGGAAAAGCAAUAAAUAUUUACUGUAGAUUUUGAGUUCGACUAUGAUUAUAUGUUUACGCAAAACCUAUGCUUUGAGACUAAAUUUAACAAAUUAAUUCAUCUUAAC